Molecule: messenger RNA, 2529 nt
Organism: Labrus bergylta (ballan wrasse)
Lineage: Eukaryota; Metazoa; Chordata; Actinopteri; Labriformes; Labridae
Product: vacuolar protein sorting-associated protein 26B-like
Biological process (GO): retrograde transport, endosome to Golgi; intracellular protein transport
Cellular component (GO): endosome; retromer complex
Source: RefSeq, a predicted model, not a curated record
GUAGUUCCUGUGAUGCAGGUGUCGUACAUCCUGAUCAUUUGACAACAUUCACAGUCGUUUCUUACUGAAAACAAACAUGUAAUAGAUGUUUCUAUUCACACAGCGAGGCUUGUGUCUAUUAUCCGCAGCAAAGUCAUUUUGUGGCCGGCUGGAGACUUGUUGUUGGACACAUCAGGAUCAAGAAGAGGAACAAGAAAAGGCUCAUUUCGCUGAUGGACUUGUUAUCUUGCGUUUUCGUUGUGACAUCGCAUCGCUGUUUUUUCUUCGUUAUUUGAAAUCAUUGUGGACAUGUAGCUAAUGUCGAGCUUUCUGCAAAAUACCUACGACCUUUUCCGCCGUUUGAUCGAUUGUGUUUAGUGCUAAGAGAGAGGGAGCUGAGGUCGACCACCCUGCAGGCCUUAUUGUGUGUUUGUUUUCUACUCACAAAACAUUAGCAGGGCUUUUGCUUUUUUUUUUUUUUUUUUUUUUUUUUGGCUUUUUGCUGUCAAAUCAGUGCAAAAAAAAAAAAAAACAACAUUACGACAAGAGGCACUCACGCAACGUCACAAUGAGUUUCUUCAGUUUUGGACAAAGUGCAGAAAUCGAUGUAGUCCUGAAUGACGCUGAAACGAGGAAGAAAGCUGAACACAAGACAGAGGAUGGAAAGAAAGACAAAUACUUUCUUUUCUAUGAUGGAGAGACAGUCAGUGGGAAAGUGAAUGUGACAGUGAAGAACCCCGGGAAGAGGCUGGAGCACCAGGGCAUCAAAAUUGAAUUUGUGGGCCAAAUAGAGCUUUAUUACGACAGAGGAAACCAUCAUGAGUUUGUGUCCCUGGUGAAGGAUCUCGCAAGACCAGGUGAAAUGACUCAGUCGCAGACCUUCGACUUUGAGUUCACUCAUGUUGAAAAACCCUACGAGUCGUACACGGGCCAGAAUGUCAAGCUAAGAUAUUUCCUCCGUGCCACAGUGAUCAGAAGGCUGAACGACAUCAGUAAAGAGAUGGACAUUGUAGUCCACACACUGAGCACUUACCCUGAGCUCAACUCCUCCAUUAAAAUGGAAGUUGGGAUUGAAGAUUGUCUCCACAUUGAGUUUGAGUACAACAAAUCCAAGUACCACCUGAAAGAUGUAAUUGUGGGGAAAAUCUACUUCCUGCUGGUGAGGAUUAAGAUUAAGCACAUGGAGAUUGACAUCAUCAAACGGGAGACAACAGGCACCGGCCCGAGUGUGUACCAUGAAAACGACACCAUCGCAAAGUACGAGAUCAUGGAUGGAGCUCCGGUCAGAGGAGAGUCUAUCCCCAUCCGGUUAUUCCUGGCUGGUUAUGAUCUGACUCCCACCAUGAGAGACAUCAACAAAAAGUUCUCCGUGCGCUACUACCUGAACCUGGUGCUGAUCGACGAGGAGGAGAGACGCUACUUCAAACAGCAGGAAAUCACACUGUGGAGGAAAGGAGACGUGGUGAGGAAGAGCAUGUCCCAUCAGGCCGCCAUCGCCUCUCAGAGGUUCGAGGGCUCGGCCGCUUCGGAGAGCGCCCUGGAGCAGGCGGCGAAGGAGGAGAGCGGGUAGAAAACAGCGCACCCUGCAGUCUCUCCUCCCACCGGACUCAUCACCAGCGUCUGUGGUGGAGGAACCUGUCGCGUGUACAACAUCUGGUGCGGCAGCUGCUUUCUAUUUGCAGCCGCUGCUUGUAAAGGGAGGAAGAAGGGAGCUGACAUAGAGCACCGCAGUUUGAGAACAAUGAAAACAGUUUGCAUGAGGCGUUCAGCGUGGCUUCAGGCUGCUGGUCCUGCCCUUCCUCAUUAACGCUUUGUUUUUUUCUCUAAUCACCUAACGCCAUGUCCACUGUGUAAAAUCUCUUCUGUGAUAUUCUUACAUUUUUAAGCUCUCUCUUCGUUAAAAGUCCAAUUAAUGCUAUCUCGGGAUCAUUUCUAACCUUCUAUUUAACGCAACUUAAAAAGUCAUUCAACAUUUUGUAUCUCCAACAUUCCACCUUAACAGAAGUCAUUCCUAACACUGUUAUAAGGUCAAGAAGACAUCUGAGAUAACUUUGCACUGUUAAUGCUGAACACAUUUCUCUUUGGCUGUUUGCACAACAAAAAAAAUGAUUGAAACUGGAAUUUUUCUUUCCGUCAUUUAAAGCAAGAGCAGUGAAGUAUUAAUCCCACUUUUGUUUUAUCUGUAAAUAUGACCAGCUCAAACCUUUAAUCCUGCUCCCCGGUCCAGCUUGUGUAACUUGAUUAUUCUGCACACGGUGCCACAACAAUGUCCUUCAUGUUCAUCUGCUUGACCUCAGCAUUCCAGUGGUGUUAGGGAAAAGGUCCGAUAGUGUGAAGUCUUCUGUAUCCUCUUUAUUAGGGACUCCAGAGUUGUGCCUAAGUGUAUCAAGCAAAUGAAAUCCUCCUGCCUCUAACAUAAUUUUAGUCUUUUAACCAGAGAAAAAGUGACAGUAGAACUAUCUAUCUUUUGCAAAAUGCUAAUCGAUUCUUCCUUGUCCUUGUAAGUCAAAUAAAAUGAUGCCAAAUGGAAAAUAAAAAGGUUCAGACUUG